AUGGCUGCGAGGAUCUUCAACGAAUAUUACGGUCAAGUCAUAGACUUGUUACUAGCUCGAGACUGGGCGUCGAGUGAAGAGGCUGCUGAUCUACUAUCUUGUGAAGGACCUCAUGUUAACAAUGUUGCUCUUCAGGUAAGUUUCCCGAUUAGGUAUCAAAGGUGUUUAGGUGUUGAAUAUAGAUGAAGAAUUUGAUGAAAGGAGGAUAGAUGACGAAGUUUUUGACGAUUUGGUUGCUUUGCAUCUAAAAGUAUUGUAUUUUUUGGGUAGAAACGAAUAUCACGAUGCUUUUAAUGCUCAAAAAGCAGUAAGUUAAUAUUUUAUUACCUAAAUUACUAUAAGCAAAUACUUAAAGAUUUGAAAAAAAUUUUUUUACCAUUUCAUUAGCGUUUUAUGAAUUUGUUAUUUCACAUUUUGAACUAUUUUAGCUUUUACAAUACUUUCAAAAAGAAAUCUUAUCAGAGGAGAAGGAUGUCAACUGGUUUGUGCCAAUCUUAUUCGUACUAUGUAAAGACCUGAGGGUUGUGGCUUCAAUGGUAAGUAGCUUGAUGUUUUUUUUUAUUUAUUUAGGCUGACAAAGCUCGGGAAGUUAUUGAUGAAGACGAGAAGUCGUUCUACGAAGAAGCAGCUAAUCCUAUCAUGGAAUGUUAUCGUAUUUGUGUAGCUGAUGGGUACGUUUUAUGGUAUUUAAAGUAUCUUUAUAUUUAUCUUUGAUUUUUAAAUUACAUAGGUUUUUAAAAGUUUUUUUUUUAUUUUAGGCGUAAUGCCGUCGAAAUCUCAAAGAAGGUAGCGAUAUUAAACUUGACGAAUCAGUUGUUCAGAAUUUACUACAGAGUAAGUUAUUUUAUGGACGUUUAAUGUACGGUCAUACUGACUUAAGACUAGUUUCUUUUUAUUUACCAAUGGUUAUUUUUUAGAUUAAUCGGUUAUCACUGUUAAAACCUUUGAUUCGUGCCAUUGACGUAUCAAAAGAUAGUAAAUUGUAUAGUUUAUUCUCGAAACUUGACAAGGUAACUUACAAUUACUAUGUAGGACGGAAGGCUAUCUUUGACAACAACUUGGAGUUAGGUAAGUUAAAUUAUAACUUAUGUGUUUUUAACUUAAGGAAUGUUAUUCUUACACUUCAGCCGAGGAAUCAUUGUCGUAUGCCUUCGCAAACUGUCCUCAACAAUGUGCAUCGAAUAAGAAGUUGAUCUUGUUAUACCUAAUCCCAGUCAAAAUGUUUUUGGGAGUUACGCCAACACAAGAAUUAUUGGAAACUUAUGGUCUUUCGUGUUUUAGGGAUAUUGUAGUAGCUGUUCGGUACGUUAAAUAUUUAUUAACGUGAUUAAACACGUUACGUAAAUAUAACAUAAUUACAUAGAUAAUGCUUUUCGAAUUUACAGUGACGGUAAUCUGAAGUUGUUUGAAACAGCGCUCAGGUCUCAGGAGAACUUCUUCAUUGAUUCUGGAAUAUUCUUGAUGUUAGAGAAGUUGAAGCUUAUCACAUUCCUCAAUUUGGUCAGGACUAUGUAAGUUUGUUACCUAAUUUCAUAAUAUCUUUAGAUCGAUUAUCUUGGAUACUCAUCAGUUGAAGUUGGAUGCCAUUAGAUCUGUUUUGGAUGGGUUAGAAUACAAAAUGGACAACGACGAGAUAUCUUGUGUUGUGGCGAAUCUUAUCAUGCAGGUAAGCAAGUUUAAAAAAUUAGCCUUAAGAUUGGGUCGAACUACUUGAAUCAAAGAACAGAAAAUUCGCGUAGUAAAUUAUGAGUAAAGUAAUUUCAGAAAAAGAUCAAGGGUUACAUAUCGUACAAUCACCAAACUGUUGUUCUCAGCAAAAAGGACGCUUUCCCCAAUCUCAAAAAAUAA
Molecule: messenger RNA, 1848 nt
Organism: Bursaphelenchus okinawaensis
Lineage: Eukaryota; Metazoa; Nematoda; Chromadorea; Rhabditida; Aphelenchoididae
Source: the annotation of a GenBank genome assembly